AUGGAGAUUGCUGAUCUGAGGGUGAAACUGAAACAGGCGGUGACGCAGACAUCUGACAAAAAAAUCAAAGAGUUGGAGAAAAAACUGCAGUUAAAGACUCAAGAAUGCUCUGGACUCGAGCAACAACGAAACCAGCUGAAGACUGAAGUUGAAGAUAAGAUUGCAGAACUGAACAAGACGAAAGACUUCAAAACUGCUCUGCUCCUGAAUGUGAUCAACAUGAAGGCUGACGUGAGGGCUUUGAGGGAGCAGAUCUCAAACUCAAAAGAUCCAGAAAUCAUCUCACAGCUGCAGAUGCAACUGGAGAAGAAGCAAGAUGAACUGAUUGCUAAGACUGCAGAAAUGGAGGAAUUGAUUGCCAACCCGAGAACAGUUUUACAAAUCAUUGCGCUCCAGAAUGAGAUAUGGGACCUGCAGAACAAGGAUGUGAAUGGGACAGCUGGUGACUGGAUAAAAGCUCUACAAAACAGAAUAGACACACUCAUGGCUCAAAUGGGCAGCAGUGAUCAAGAAAACACCAAACUGACACUGAAAAUCCUGAAUUUGCAGAGUCAGGUGAAGCACCUGCAGAAUCUGCUGUCAAACCGCGAGACUCUACAAACCAGUAAGCUAACUGAGCUCACAAAUGAGCUUGCAGCCAAGAAGGGAGAGCUGGAGAAACAUGUCAAUGAGCUGAAAGAGAAGAACCAGGAAAAUGCCAACCUGAUUUUGAACAUCACUGAUCUGCAAAGCCAACUUGAAAACCUUGAAAAAGUUAAGACAGCUGAGGAUAAAGAAAGUGCUGCUACAAUUUCUAAUCUCAGAAAACAACUGAAGGAUAAAGAGAAGGAGCAUUCUCGUGAUCAGGAAGUGAUCCUCGACUUGCAGCAAAAACUGAACGAGACACAAAGCUGUUCAGAUGAUAAGCAGAAAGUUACAGCACUGCAGCAAAGCCUGAAUGACAAAAUCAAGGAGCUGCAGUCCAAAUCUAACUCUGUUACUUCACUUGCUCUACAAAUUUCUGCAUUAACUCAGCAAGUGGAGCAACUGAAAGCACAAAUGAACAACUCUGUGUCCAAAUCCAAGGUUGAUGAGCUCCAAAACGCCAUAGAUGAAAAGAACGAGGAGCUGGACAAACUAACAAAAGAGCUGAAAGAGAGAAGUACUCAACCACGUAGACUUCUGCAGAUUAUUGCACUACAAACAGAAAUCGAGAAAUUGGUCUUUGUGGCGGAAAAUGAUACAGAUGACGACAAGAUUAAAGCACGUCAAGAAGAGCUCAAUUCUUUGAUUGAGGGAAUUAAAGAUGAACAGAAUGAAAAUAUUAAGCUGACAUUUCAGAUCUUGAAUCAGCAAGAUGAAAUAGCAAGACUGAAGAAGCAGCAAGAGAGGAAGAAAGAGACACAAGAAGCACAAAUUAAAGAUCUGGAAGAUCAACUGGAGGCCAUCAGGAAUGAGAUACAAUACAAGACAGACCUGCUGGAUAGAAAAGAUAUAAAUAUUGCUAAUCUGUCUGCUCAGAUUAUGGAGCUUCACGAGCAAAUUACACCACUGGAAAAUAACAUAGGAGCCCUCAAAGAGGCUCAUACUAAGAGCCUUGCAGACCUUCAAAGGAGACUAAAGUUGAAAGAGAGGCAGCUGGAUGACACUGAAAGUCAACUUGAGCAUGCAGAUGCAGAGAAUUUUAAACAUGUGAUGGAGAUUGCUGAUCUGAGGGCGAAACUGAAAGAGGCUGAAACGCAGACAUCUGACAAAAUCAAAGACAUGGAGAAGAAACUAAAAACACAAGAAACAAAGAAUAAAAAACUUGAAGCUGCAAACAAAGACCUAAAGCAGGAAGUCACAGAACUGAAGAUGUGCUGCUCUCAACUGCCAGAGGAGUGUGAAGACUUGCGAAGCGAGUUGCAGCAGUGCCAUGAUGAUGGAGACCGCCAGCUGCAGGAGCUGCGUCAGAAGGAUGCCAAGCUCAACCAGUUGGAGCAGGAGUUACAAAGACAGAACAGGGAGAAUAACAAACUGCAGAAUAAUAUUGACAGACUUCAAAAGGAACUAGGUGAUACAGAAGAAAAGAUCAUCCAUACCUCAAAGAUGACCUUCGAUCCAGACACAGCCCACCCAAGAUUAGUUUUAUCUGACGAUGAAACCGAGAUGUCCACUACAGAGUUUAUGCAAGACAUCCCCAACAAUCCAAGACGGUUUGAUGUGAUUCUGGGGGUCCUAGGUGCCACUGGCUUCUCAUCUGGCAAGCAUUACUGGGAGGUGUCAGUAGCUGGAAAGACCUGUUACCACCUUGGGAUGACCAGUGAAUCUUCUCGAAGAAAGGGAUCAAUACCCUUCAAUCCAACAAAUGAUUACUGGACUAUAAUCCUGAACAAACAGGGUCAGUACAGAGCUCUAGAGCACAGGAGGACGGUUCCCAUUCUUAUUGAGACACGCCCAGUUACCCUGGGUAUCCUGCUAGAUUACAAAGAGGGAACCAUCUCGUUUUAUGAUUCAGGGGCCAGAACUCAUAUGUACUCUUUUGUAGGUCAGCGCUUCACAGGAAAAAUUUAUCCAUUUGUCAAUUUCUGUGUAGAAGAUACCAGCGCUCCAAAUCCAGUAGUUUUAAUUACUCCUGGAGCAACUGACUGGAUAAAAUAAGGGUCACGAGAAGUUCUGUCCGCACCCAUGUCAAAAUGUGUGACAUUUACGAGUAUGAGAAAUAAAAUAAUAACUGAAGAAUAAGUCGCACAUAUUUCUGCUAUUGUUGCUAUUAAACACUUCAGACAGUAAAACAAAUAUACCAUGCUUGCAACAUUCUCUUCCUGUCUUUAAAGCCAACCUUAAGUCUGCCUAUUCUCUUUGAUUUGAAUCAUGCUUUUAACUCCAUGGUUUUUACCAGCUGUUAUUUUUAUCAAUACUGUGAUUUUUGAUAUUUGAUUCUAUGUAAGGUGUACCUGAGUGUCUCGG
This is a messenger RNA of Pelmatolapia mariae (spotted tilapia), 2928 nucleotides long. Its product is annotated as zinc-binding protein A33. Gene Ontology annotation, molecular function: protein binding; ubiquitin protein ligase activity. Bases 1 to 2619 code for a protein of 872 amino acids. The transcript has 27 exons. Gene Ontology annotation, cellular component: cytoplasm. Lineage: Eukaryota; Metazoa; Chordata; Actinopteri; Cichliformes; Cichlidae. The record is from RefSeq and is a predicted model, not a curated record. Gene Ontology annotation, biological process: protein ubiquitination.